Messenger RNA from Onthophagus taurus, 1199 nucleotides. The record is from RefSeq and is a predicted model, not a curated record. Lineage: Eukaryota; Metazoa; Arthropoda; Insecta; Coleoptera; Scarabaeidae.
GUCUUCCUCUGCACCUCCCUCUUCGUGUUCACUUCUCUGCUUUCUGGUCAACGACAUUUUUUCAAAAAUUGGUUGAAACAUCAUGAAAACCCUCCGCCUUGAUCAUUAGAUAUAGUGGCCAUUAGUAAUUAACGUCAGUCUGAAACCUAUCUGAAUACAGCAUAAACCAAUCUGGGCUUGAAUAUACUAUUAAGAAGUUCUCCACAAUAUAAAAAAAGUUCUCCAUAAUAAAAGAUUUACCCAGAUUCAGCUAGACAGUUACACUUACAUUAAAAUCACUUGAUUAACACCACAGAUUUCAAGAAUAAUACAUCAGAACAUUUAUUAAAUACUCCCAAUUAUUCCGAUUAGUUAAUUUUUUAUAUUCGCAAGAAAGUAUGUUGAUUAGGUCUAAAAUAGAAAAACAUCCUAUUUAACCUAGCUUUUUAGUUAGAAAAAUUGAUAACAAAGUUUUAACGACCAAUUAUUAGCUUCUAAAGUACGUGUAUAACAUUUCGACUACGUUCUCGCGAAACUAGUAACUCAUUUUCAUUCUUAACCAUAAACAUGUCCAAAAGCUACUCUGUAGUGUCUUUGACAAUACUUGUAAUUGUCACUCUAGCUUAUAAUCACAUUGAAGCAGCAGAUAAAAGAUGCCAUAAAGUACCUUUACUUAAAAAUUUUGAUGUUGACAAAGUAACGGGUAAUUGGUAUGGUCAGGAAAUUGGAGACAUGGACGGUGAUGAAAGCUCAAGAAGAUGUUUAGCUUAUAGUGCAUUUACUGAUAAAAAGAAAUCAAAUGCAACUUUUACCGUGAUAAGACUUUUCAAUGGGACAACUACCGUUGGAAAAGCGGAAAUGUAUCAAGUACACCAAAUAAAUGAUACUUCUGAAUUUGAAGGCAAAUGGAAAAAUGAUGUCGGAAAGCGAAGUUCUUGGGCGAUUGGAACUGACUAUGAUACAUGGUCGACAUGGUAUCUUUGUCAACCGGAGCAAGAGGAUAGAGGGGUCUUGUUUAUCUUAACGAGAGAAAAGUAUCCAAAUGCUGCAACACUCGAGGCAGCACGUAACUCGGCUAGAAAUGCGGGAUUUAAAAUGACUAAACCCUAUUUGAAACGAGUCGAUCAUUCUCAUUGUUUUAUUGAAUUUUCGAUUGUUUUUGUUACAAUUUAAUCAUCGUUUUAUUAAAAAUUUGGGAUCAAUAAAUGUGUUUCGAUUGA